Messenger RNA from Papaver somniferum (opium poppy), 1642 nucleotides. RefSeq names its product embryogenesis-associated protein EMB8-like. Lineage: Eukaryota; Viridiplantae; Streptophyta; Magnoliopsida; Ranunculales; Papaveraceae. Bases 130 to 1446 code for a protein of 438 amino acids. The transcript has 8 exons. The record is from RefSeq and is a predicted model, not a curated record. Gene Ontology annotation, molecular function: monoacylglycerol lipase activity; short-chain carboxylesterase activity.
AGUUAAAAAAAAAUGGAUUAUAAAAAAUCAAUUCACACGUGAAUUUGAGUGGGACCUCUAACAUCUUACCUCCUCAGUCCUCACUGGCCAUUCCUAAAAGAGAUCUCCAAUAAAAUCUCCAGCGAGUCAAUGACGACCACCAGAACUACCACCAUCCUCUCCGCCUUUUCCCAUCUCACUUCCCGCCACCACCACCAGGUCCACCGCCGCAUAUCAUCAUCGUCAUCCAACAGAAAAAUGAAUUCCCCUCUGAAUCGUCAAAUCUCAGAUUCAAUAUCUGGAAAUGACAAUUUUAACCUCAAACUUGUUUCCUCUUCCGCUUCUUCUUCACAAGUCGGCGAAGCUACUGAUUCAUUACGCACCGUUUUCGAAAAACUGCGUCGUCCGUACAACCCAUAUCCACUUGUCGGUUGGAAUCGUCAUAUCGAAACGAUUUUCGCUGCAUUUUUUCGAUCUCUUCCCGGUAUUAGAUUUCGACGAGAGUGUUUAAGAACAGCUGAUGAUGGUGUUGUUUCUCUUGAUUGGGUUUGCGGAGAUGAUACUGAGAUUCCUAUCGAUGCUCCCGUUCUCAUUCUACUGCCAGGUCUAACUGGAGGUAGCGGUGAUACUUACGUGCAACAUAUGCUUGCUCGAGCUAGAAGACUUCGGUGGCGUGUCGUGGUGUUCAAUAGCCGUGGUUGUGGAGGUAGUCCGGUUGUAACGCCUCAGUUUUAUUCAGCUUCGUUUACCGGAGAUACACGUGAAGUGGUUAAACAUGUUUACACUAGAUACCCGAAUUCAAAUUUAUAUGCUGUUGGUUGGUCUCUUGGAGCAAACAUUCUUGUGCGAUAUUUGGGUGAGGAAGCCGAAAACUGCCUUCUCUCUGGAGGAGUAUCCUUGUGUAAUCCUUUCAACCUGAUCAUUGCUGAUGAAGAUUUCCGUAAAGGCUUUAAUAACAUAUAUGACAAAGCUCUUGCGAGAUCUCUCACCAAAAUAUUUAAGAAGCAUGCUCUACUUUUUGAAGAUAUUGGAGGCGAAUAUGAUAUAAAGCUGGCUGCUAAUGCCAAGACUGUCAAGGAAUUUGAUGAAGGAUUAACACGAGUUUCCUUUGGUUUCAACUCAGCAGAACAUUACUACUCCAGCUCAAGCAGUUCAGACUCGAUAAAAUAUGUCCGGAGACCUUUGUUGUGUAUCCAGGCAGAGAACGAUCCUAUUGCACCAUCUCGUGGAAUCCCGUAUGAAGAUAUCAAGGAAAACCCAAACUGUUUGUUGAUAGUAACACCAAAAGGCGGGCAUCUAGGAUGGGUAGCAGGAGAUGAAGCACCAUUUGGAGCUCCAUGGACGGAUCCUAUCGUCAUGGAAUUCUUACAACAUAUUGAAGACCCUGCCCCUGCCUCAUGGAACUCUUGUGUUACAUCGGAUGACGCAGAUCACUCCGGGAAUGGUCUCCAUAAGAUAGGUGUAUAGACCGAUGUACAUUUGUACAUUAUUCAUUAAGCUUACAUAAUUCUUUUGUAUAACGUCACUAGAAUGUGACCCGUGCCGGCACAGUCUAUAUGAGUCUUAGCUACAUUGCGUAAGACUAAGCUAUAAACAUCAUAUAUAAGGUACCAUUCACCAAUAUUUAUCUGAUUCAAUAUUAAUUUUUAUCAUGCAAUUCCUA